AUGUGUGGGGUGAGUUACUGGCGCGCAAACCGCGAUUCUUCCCCUGUCGCGAGAAAACAAGCUUAUAGUCACAUUUUGGGCAGGGCAUUUCUUCUGAGUUCGCUGUUUCUCACCACCUCAUACAAUGUCACAUUCGCCUUUGGUAAGCCGCUCUCGGCUCUCGAUGCCAUCGCCCGCUCUUCCGCAUCUCGGCCGUCAUCUCCCGCCGACAAAGAGGCCGGCAUUCCUCUUACCGAAGAGUUCGUUCAGCAAAUCCCUUUGCGAUCCCAUUUGCGGUCUCUAUCUGCGACCUCUGCUUUGAGCGAGAUCAGCAGUCCCGCGCAAUCCCGCUACCAGACCUGGUGGACCAAACUCAAACUCCUGGUGAGCUCGUAUGGUCUGCGAGUCGAGUAUUUCACGCGCGUUUUGGGCAACACCAGUGAUCACAACUGGUCGCGUUUUCAGUCAUGGUGGAUGAAGAUUGGUCUGCUCGUAGUGAUCUGUUGUCUGCGGGUUGAGACUUUUCGACAAGCCACGCUCAACACUGAGUGUGCAACCGCUGGAUACACAUGCGCUAUUCCGUUCAUCAUCUCCCUUUACGAUUACCGGCGCAACCAGCGAUUUCGACAAGUGGAGGCGUAUGUCCCUCUCCAGCGAUUUCAAAAUCUACCUGUGCAACUGCUGCUUUCGUUCUGCCGACGAACUCAAUACCUUCUCACGCAAAGUCGCCUGAAGGGUAUUAUCGCAGCUACCUUGCUCUCGUCAGGUGGACUAUUGGCUGCGUCAUUUUCAGCUGGAAGCCAGUCAACCUACAUCUGUUCAUUGACGACCAGUGACGCAUCACAUCUGCAGACAAUCAAGAUCUUCAACGUAUUGGUGGACUCGUUACUAUUGAUUGGAGUUGUCGAGCUUUACCGAAAUGGCUCUCGGCUUGACGAGGCGCGCAGAAAACGAACCUUGGUUUCACUUGGAGCCGGUCUCAUUGCUGUCGGUGCGAUCUGGGCGAUAACCGGGUUCGUUGUAUCUAACGGUCGCCCCGAGCACAGCGGCCAGCCUGUGCUGGAUUUGGACUACACACACAGUGCUUUCAACCAAGCCGUACUCGUGGUGAUCUUUGCCGUCUCAGCUUGGCUUAUGCUGCCACAUUUUGGCCUCCUGGGUCUAACUUUAAUCGGUGGCUUUAUGUUUAUUUACUUCUCCUCGGUAUCGAUCUUUGUCGUGGGGCAGAUGCCAUUUCCAUUCAUCUCUUUGGCACGCUCCGUUGCCCCCUUUAUCUUCACCUUCACGGGAGUUGUCAUCUUCCUUCAAGGACGACCUGUCUCUGAAGAGCACACAAAACCUUUGUUUUUUCGCACCCACGUUUUGCUCCAGGUGUUCUUUGCAUUUCUUGCCCUGGUCGGUCUCAUCUUUGCCGGGAGUAAGCAUCGUCUCGCCCAUGUCCAUCCCAUCGAGCUUCUCAUCCACGAUGGGAGAAUCCACCACAAUAAGUUUGUCGAGCAGGCUAGUGUUAGUAAAAACAUUUCAGCUGCCGUCGUGGAAUAUCGGCGACGAUAUAACCAGCACCCACCGCCGGGAUUCGACAAGUGGUAUCAGUAUGCGACUAGCCGAUCAUCCGUGGUUAUCGACGAUUUCGAUCAAAUCUACGAUAACUUACUCCCUUUCCGAACCCUCCGCCCGGAUCAUAUCCGAAAAAUGACACAUCAGCUCGCGACAAACCCGUUCAAUGACCUCGGUGGGAUCAGCAUUCGCAAUGGCAAAACCAAAGUGCAAGAUGGUAUCAGGGAGAGCCAUGCAUGGAUGGUGAUAGCCGCUGCGCAGAUGAUCGACAAUUUCGCCGAGCAUCUCCCCGAUAUGGAUCUAGUCUUCAACUUAAAUGAUGAACCACGCAUUGCCGUGCCAUGGGAAAAGGCAUCCGUGAUAACACAAGAGGCAAGAAUGCAGGAACCCGUGCCUGAUGAGAAUGUGGUGAGCACGUGGUCGGCGAACCGACAUCAAAACUGGGGAUCAAUCGAACCGCCAGAACAAACCGAGGAGACUGUGUUCACUGACGGUGCAUGGAGGGGCGUAUUCGAUCCCUACGUGAGCGCUGUCUGCCCUCCAACGUCCAAAGCGCGAUCCCAGCGGAUCUGGGACCGUCGAGAAAUUUGUCUGAGCUGUGCGGGGCCGCACUCCAUGGGCCAAUUCCCCUUGGACUUCAUGAGAGCAUCGGAAAUCUGCCAUCAACCCGACCUUGCUUUCCUGCACGGACUCAUGAUCUCGCCUUCAUCCUUCAAAGUGUCACAGGAAUUGGUGCCGGUCUUCAGUCAAAGCGCAAUCUUUGGGUUCAAUGAUAUACUUUACCCCAGCCCAUGGAACUAUGUGAACAAAACCAAGUACGCGCCUUCGGACGAGCACCCGGACCCGCAUUACUACCACAAAAAAAACUCUCUCUAUUGGGUGGGCAGCACGUCCGAAGGCUUCAGCCGCUUCGGGGAGUGGAAAGGCAUGCCGCGACAACGGUUCACGCACCUGAUCAACAACAACACGCAAAGUCAAGUCUCAGUUCUUCUGCCGGCAAGCAAAAACUCAUACCGGUACGAAAUCAUGGACGGGGGUGCGCCCAUGCGAGACUUGCAGUUGCAAACCAGCGUUCGGCUCGCAGACCCGAUAGUCCGAUGCACCGACUGUGAGAAGCAGCAAGCUGAGAUGGGCACUACGGGCUGGGCCGAGUUCCAGGACCACUGGGCCAACCGGUUCCUGUUCGAUGCCGACGGCGCGGGCUUCAGCGGCCGCUUUCUGCCCUUCCUGUUGAGUCACAGUCUGCCGCUGAAGACUGGUCUCUUCCGACAGUGGUUCGAUUCGCGUGUGACCUCGUGGAUGCAUUUCGUGCCCAUUGACAUCCGUCUACACGGCCUGUGGAGUACCCUGGCAUUUUUCGCUGGCGUUGUGGACCCGGCCUCCGACCCCGACGACCCAGACAUCUUGAUGAAGCCGCAUGAGGCCCAGGGCCUAUGGAUCGCUGAAGAAGGUCGCAACUGGGCCCAGGUUGCGCUCCGCAAAGAAGAUAUGGAGAUUUAUUUCUUCCGCUUACUAUUGGAGUGGGGUCGGCUGACCGAUGACCAGAGAGAUGUACUGGGGUUCAAGCCGUAG
Messenger RNA from Penicillium alfredii, 3108 nucleotides. Its product is annotated as putative capsular associated protein. The transcript is spliced from 7 exons. The coding region runs from base 1 to 3108 and encodes 1035 amino acids. The record is from RefSeq and is a predicted model, not a curated record. Lineage: Eukaryota; Fungi; Ascomycota; Eurotiomycetes; Eurotiales; Aspergillaceae.